Molecule: messenger RNA, 1335 nt
Organism: Rotaria socialis
Lineage: Eukaryota; Metazoa; Rotifera; Eurotatoria; Philodinida; Philodinidae
Source: the annotation of a GenBank genome assembly
AUGGCAAAAACAAAUCAAGUUAGUAUUUGGGAAGUAUCGACAAAUGACCGUCAUAAUAAACUUAACAGUCAUGUUGAUGAUGAUGAAGAAGGACGACCGAGUAAAUACCAACGCUCUUUAGCAGCUUUUGAAAAUUUAAAAUGUUGUUGCUCAUGUUCAAGCCCUAUUUUUAUCGGAUUUGUGAUUGGAGCCUUAGUUGCAGGAAUCGUACUAGCAACAGUUGUCUCAAUCUAUGUGGUUGAUUCAGUAGUUCGACGACGUCUAGCACUUCGACUACUGGCACAACAACAACUUCAACCACCACCACAACAACGACUUCAACCACUACUACGUCAACUACUAGCACAACAACAACUUCGACCAGUACAACUACAACGACUACAACCACAACGACUACAACAAGUACGAGCACUACCACUACAAGCACUACAAGCACUACCACUACAACCACCAGCACAACAACAACUUCGACCAGUACAACCACAACGACUACGAGCACCACUACCACUAGCACAACAACAACUUCUUCAGCAAGUACAUCAUCAACAUCGACUAGUACUUCAACUACGACUACUACAACAACCACAACGACUACGAGCAUCACUACCACUAGCACAACAACAACUUCUUCAACAAGUACAUCAUCAACAUCGACUAGUACUUCAACUACGACUACUACAACAACCACAACUUCUUCGACAAGCUCUUCUACAUCAACUACAUCAGUGUCGACGACAACUACAACUAGUGCUACCACAACAACCACUUCAACAACAACAUCACAAACAACAACGAGUGCAACUACAGGUACAACAACAACAUCAACUACAACUACGACAACAGCGCCUUGUAAGGUGUACGACAUGUGUCACAUUCGAUAAUAUUCCUGGUCAGUUAGCCACUACUGGUGUUGUUCCCAAUGGAUACAAUAAUUUGAAUUGGACAAACGUCUGGUACGUCAAUGCAUCAACAGAGCCAACAAGCGGUUAUGAGUAUGCUGUUACCUCACCACCAUUUGUUGGUACUAAUCCAGGAGGUGCAACUGUGAAAAUAACAUCUGCUAACGGUACUAGCUUUGCAUUCGAUUCAGUGAUUGUUACGUCUGCUUGGCGAGAUGAUCUUUAUUGGGUGAUAUAUGGUUAUCGAAAUGGUGUUAAUACAGUAGCUGGUGGCUUUUAUAUGCAGGUCGCAAAUCAAACAAUCAUAUCGUGCGGUUCAUGUACUAAUCUAGAUACACUCUAUUUUGUUGUAUCAGGUGGUACACCUCAUGUGGGAUUAGCUCAAACUGGAUACGAGUCUGCUUUUGAUAAUUUAUGUAUUUCAUUUGGAUACUAA